CAUAACUUUCCUCCCCAGCUUCUCUUCAGUCUCCUCCUGUCCUUUUCUAAAGGCCUAACCUUUUUCACUUUUAACGGCAACCAAUGGCGGAUUGGGCUCCGGUUCUCGUCGGAGUUGUCCUUUUCGUGAUCCUCUCUCCGGGACUGCUCUUCUCAAUACCCGGAAAUAACCGAGGGGUAGACUUCGGUAACCUUAAAACCAAUGGAAAAGCCAUAGCUGUUCACACUCUCAUCUUCUUCGCCAUUUACUCCAUUUUGAUCCUCGCCGUUAAUCUCCACAUCUACGCCGGUUGAUCUGUUCUAGGCCUCUCUUUUUUUUGUUGCUUAAAUGAAAUAAAUGUGUAACCCUUUUUAAAAACAGGUAUAGAAACUCUGUAAUUAGGGUUCUUUAUGUACCUUAAAUCUAUAGUUUUUGUUCUGAUGUUGUAACAAAUAGAUUUGGUGAAAAGGGUUAUGUUGUACUUGUAUUGUUAUUUCAGUUUGCUUCUUUUUAAUAUAUUUUGUA
Molecule: messenger RNA, 504 nt
Organism: Brassica oleracea var. oleracea
Lineage: Eukaryota; Viridiplantae; Streptophyta; Magnoliopsida; Brassicales; Brassicaceae
Exons: 1
Coding region: 84-293 (69 amino acids)
Source: RefSeq, a predicted model, not a curated record